GGACUGUUGCGCUUCUGCCGCUGUUCCUCUCCCUUCUUGGUGUAUUUGCCGCUCCUAUAGGUGCGCACCUUUGUGUGGUCCGUGUUGGUAGUGUGGAUUUGUUUACUCCGAUCCCUGCUCCGCGCGGUUCCUGUUAACGAGGACAGCCUGUGACGGCUGCCUGAUAUGUCUUCCUUUGGCGAUAUGGAGUUAGAUGAUUUGUUCUACGGCAGACCCUUUUCAGAUUUUGAAGACUUUCCGUUUCUUCCUGAACACCAGAAACUGACCGAACGUGUACGAAAACGACUGUACUGUGGGUGGGAUGCAGACUGCAAUCUUGACACACUCUCCAGCCCAGUUACAGACAUUGCUGUUGAACUGCUCCAAAAAUCUGCACCUAGUCCUAUUCGCAAACUCCAGAAGAAGUAUGCCGCCCAUGUGUCACGAGAAGCAUGUAUAUCUCCUUGUGUCAUGAUGUUGGCUUUGGUUUAUAUCAAACGACUCCGACAUAGGAAUCCUGAAUACUUACAACAGAUUUCAUCUUCUGACUUGUUUCUUAUUUCUAUGAUGGUUGCCAGCAAAUAUCUUUAUGAUGAAGGUGAGGAGGAGGAAGUAUUCAAUGAUGAGUGGGGAGCUGCUGGAAAAGUUGAUGUGCAAACCGUUAACACACUGGAAAUGAACUUCUUGAAUGCCAUUGAUUGGCUUCUAUAUGCUAAUCCAAAUGAGUUUUUUGAAGUCUUGGGAUGGCUUGAAGGAUGUGUUGCUCAGAAGCAAGGCCUGAAGCGAGGAUGGUUCACUUAUACAGACCUAUGUGCAUUGCUGGAACAGCCUCAGUGGCAACAAGCCUUUGCACGAGUCUACCAGCAGAUUGCUAAGUUUGCUUGUAUAUUGGGACUGGUGUAUCUCACGAGUGUUGCAGUUCUGAUUGCAUCAGCAACUGUCCUUCGCCAUGCAUCUACCCUGAAGGAUCCAACAACAGACUGCUUGUCAUCAACCAGCGACCUAUCCUCUAAGGCAGACAUGGAAGUUGAGAUGGUGACUCUGCUGCAGCGACCCAAGUCUUACCCAUCUUCUAACUUAAGGAUAUUUCUAGAUCCACCAGCUCGGCCUCCAUCUGAUCUUUACUGUUGCAUGUUGGAAAAUGACACCACAAAUAAGCGUCAUAGCACCACUGCCUCUGCUCUCUGUCUUUGGGGUACAGUCUUAACAACCCUCACUUACACCACCAUCCCUACCACUCCUAAACCAGGAGGGAGGCAACAUCUGUCUUCUCUUUACUGUCAGAACUGUCUUAAACUUAGGAAGGAAUCAGUUGUUUCCAGCAGAUGUGUGAAAACCAAUCUCACUGGCAUGAACCCAAUUUAUAAAUGUGGCGCAUAUGGAAUACAGUCCUGGGACCCUAAAGCUUCUCUCCACUGUAGUGGGUGUAUGGCUCACAAUGGUAGAACAAAAACAACCUUUUCAUCUGUAUCCAAAGAUUUGUGGAAAGUAGCAGACUCUGACAGUACUGAGGAAAUGAAACGGUGUUCACUGGUUGAAGCUCCUGGACUUGACAAACUCAAGUACUUGAUCUUUCCUGGCUAGGGAACAAAUGGCAACUGCUCGUUGAGAAAUUGUUUUUGUAUCAAUGAAGUUCAAGAAAAGCAAUUUUUUACAGCACCACCAUCCUAGUGUCUAGUUUUCUUGGGCAGAUUUUGUUUGGAAAGAAAGGUAUCCAUGAUAAAAGAAAUGCUUGCAUGCAACAUUUUUCUUUUCCCUGCAUCACAAAAGCAGUUGUGGUGCAACUCAGUUAAGUUCCUUGUCUUUGAGUCAGUCCGGAUUGCAGUACCAUUGGCUGUUCAAACAGCCGCAGACAUGCCUGGAGCUGCAUUUCUGUCCCUUUCUUACAGAAAUAUUGCUGUCUGGGUCAUUUAAUUCUCUAAAUAUUACCCUUUUGCCACCAUACUCUAUUUGAACAUGUGUAUUCCUAGAUACUGAAAUAGUUAGAAGUGUUAAGUGCAGUUUAAAAUACAACUAAGUUGAUUUUUGUUUGGGUCAUGAGUGGUGCUGGAUAAGUUCUUUGCAUUAUUUCUUAACAUUUAUUUUAGGUUCUAAUACAUUGCCAUUCUAUAAAGGUUUUGAAAGUGCGUUGCAGCCACAUCCAUUGUAUUGUGUCUGUCUGCUUUAAGUGUAUUGGGAUUGUAACCACAGCUGUUCCAGGUGUUAGGUGUGUGAGAUUUGCAGCAAUGUGCUUCAGACUUCAUUUAUUUACUUUUAUUCAUUUGCAAAACAGUUAAUUGACCACAUCAGAGAUUUUCAGCCAUGGUAUGGGCCACAUGGGCAAGGAUAAAUGCAGUAUUUAUGGCAACUUUAGCCAGUCAAAUAAAAUGUUGCUUGAGAGGUAUGUCUAAUAAAAACACACACACAAAUUUCUAGAGGACAUGCAGACUUCACACAGACUGGGAUCAGGCCUGAACCAAGGACCCUGGAGCUGUGAGGAAUAAGUCUUGACCCCUGAGCUGCCUUGUUGCUGCAUAUUGCUGACCAAAGGUUGACAGAUGUCAGCAUUCAGUAGUACUUUGACAAUGAUCUUACUUCUUGUUCUUUUACCUUGGCAGUAUUUGUAGCAGUUCCCACACCCAUGUCUUUGAACACCUGUGUCUCUGUGUGAGUACUUGAUUCAGUAUUUUUCUUGCUUUAAAUUAAGGGCUAUAAAUUUAAUACAGCACAUACUUAGUUGAACUGUGGCAUUCUGUAGAUGCUUGGUAUCACAGCUUUGCAAACAGGCUGAUUUAUAACUCGGUGCAGACCAAAUACCAUCUGCAUUUUUUAUUCUUCCAGAAGAGGUAAGUUCAUGCACUCUUCACAAUUGCAACCCUCUAAGGACAUCAUAGGGUGUCACAAACAGCAUAAUGUAAUGGUACAGUGUGGUACAGAGAUUAGUAUUCCAAGCUUGAUCUUAAUACUGCAACAGUCACUUUUUUACUUGCAAUAAUUUAGCUUCUCAUAGACCAGGUUAUUACAGAUUCUGGACCAUUUCUAAAAUAUUUUCUUUUUUGUUGCAAGUAAAAAAAAAUGCAUUUUAAGAUUAGCUGCAGUUGCACAAGUUUGCAUCAUAUAAAGACAUGGUGAGAACCUUCACUUCCAGCUCUGGAGUAGUUUAAUUCACUGUCUGAAUAACACUUCAUCAUCAUCUCUUCACGUCCAGCUCUGGUGCAGUUUAAUUCACUGUCUGAAUACCACUGCAUCUUCUUCUCUUCACGUCCAGCUCUGGUGUAGUUUAAUUCACUGUCUGAAUACCACUUCAUCAUCUUCUAAAUGUUUGUGCAUACCACUUUAGAAAGUGCUGACAUGUUGAAUUUCCUCCUUCCCAACCACCAUCUGAUUCUUGUCAUCCAGUGGACUUUUGAAGAUUUUUGUGAUGUUUCCAGAUAACACAUCCUUAUCUCCACUGACUGGACAGCACAAUAUAGGACCUGCUGUUAUGAGCUAGUUUAGCUGCAUGCUUCUGUAUACCCAUGAUGCUCAAAUGAAGUGUCUUUGUUAAUUAUUCUGGGCUAAUGUUGUGCAGUUGUUGUUGAAGGUGCUACACUUUAGGCCACUCCAUAUAGGAUGAUUCUGUUGUGAUGCUCAGUCAGUUCCCAUCCUUCCAUGGCCAGCUCUUCCAACCCUCUGUUCACUAGAUGAAUCAGAGUCAUGUGGGGUAUAGUGCAGGCUAGAACUUCUGUGCCAUGGAACCAGCUAGCAAGAGUAACCAUAUUUUUCUAUAGUUUGUGGAUAGGUGUUUUGAAGUUUAGAUUACAGAUGUCCUGACAAUGAACAUUUCUUAGAGCCCUUGUGUGAUGGUUUCUGAAAGUAAAAUAUUUUGAAUUGGACAUUUUUCAUGUAGGUCUUGAUGUUUGGAAGGGUGUGUCAUUUGCAGUGUGUGUUUAGAUUUUCCAGAAUGUUUCAAGGUUUGCUGGUGUUAUGAAUAUUUUAGAGCUCAGGAAAAAAAUGUGAAUUGUGGUGAAAAUGGAGACAUUCAUUGUACUGUUUUUUUCUUUUUUUACUCAGACUGUGUACAUGGAUGUUUUCUUUUGCACUCCCAUAUAAAUGAUUUCUGAAAUGCUUGCAUGCAUUUCUGGUAUCUGUAUUGUUUAAUUAAAACAAAUCGUGUUUAGGAGAGCAGUGUUUUAGAAAUGGAUGAUGGUCGACUGUCCAGCAGAGUGACAUUCACGGCCAUCUUUAUAUAUGUUUAGUAUCUGGAUGCCUGCUGUGCAUCUGUGGCCUAUAGUAUAGUGUGUAAAAGCAAAAAAAGGUAGGGAGAGUGACAGUAGAUGGUGUUUAUGUCUUGGACAGUUUCACUCCAAACUGACUAUGAAAUUUGUGGAUAUUUGGAGAUUGCGGACUAUCUUUAAUGUUGUUCCAGCUUGUAAUGUAGAAGUUUGACAACAUUAUUUCCUUCAGGGUGUUCAAUUAGCGGAGUAAGGUCAAAUGGAAACAAGUGCAAAGUAAAUAACAUGUAGCUGUCUGCUGUACUUCAGCAUCUGGAUUUCCACUGAUUCUGGAUAGGAAAACAGUAGCCUUUUUUAGUAAUACCAACAAAGUGGAAGAAAAGUAUGUAAGUAAUUCUACCCUGUGACACUGGUCAGACAGUGUGACAGAGCAAAUGGAAAGCCUGAACAAAAAGGUUAUCGUUAGCACAUAGUGAUGGUGUUACUUCAUCCAAGAUUUCAAGUAAGGUGUUACUAUUGAUACAUUGUAAAGUUCCAAAGCCCCAGUUGUCUAACAGGAGACAAAGUGAAGACAGUCCAAAGGGAGGCAGAAGUAAUUAGGGUGUUGCAAGGCUUCUACAAAGGGACCAAGAUAAACAGACUAUCCGCAUACUCUGAAAGAUGCAUUAAUUUUAAUAAUCUUCCUUUCUUACGGUAAAGUGGAAACAUGUCUUUGUUUUUAAACAAGAAGAGGUGCUUAGGAGAAAAGGUUAUACUUUGCUGCUGAAUUUUAGGAGAUGAGUGUGGAAUACCAAGUAUGAAAACCUAGCUGUAAAAAAAGGAGAGUGGUAUGUUUCAGUUAUUUACAUGAAAGAAUAGCGGAAACCAAGCCAGUGGUUGGUGCUCAGGUGAAACAUGAGGUAGGAAUAAACGAAUCUGUUGAAAGAGAAUUUUAGAUGAACACAACUUGCACAUGUAUAUUUUGGGUACAAAAACAGGCUGGCACUAACUGUUUGAGAAAUUAUUUUUCUAUUAUAAUUGGAUGAGAAAUCCACAUAUUCCAUCAGGCAUAUAGUCGGAGGUGAUGUUCCUAAAGCACAGAAUUUUUGUAAAUUAUUCUACCCCUCCUUCAAGGGACCCUGUCCAGUGAUUCCACUACGUACACCCACUUGGCUGUUUUGUUUUGCUGGAGCAGGAGCUGGACAUCCCUGGGCUAGGCAAAAUUCCUGUAGCCCAUUUCUUCAUUCACGAGAAGCCCUGUAAGCCAGUCCAUUCCCCCUGACAGUGAACGUUUGGUAGUACAGAGCAUCUGUUUAGCUAGCUGGUCCCUCGGACUGGCCUUUCAACCUAGGCUUACUGCAGACUCAGAGUGGCUUGCCUACAUGUGCACACAUACAUACCUAACUUGUUUCCUAACUCAUUAGGCAAGUCCCAGCCCAACAAAGAGUGAGCCCAACACUACCAGUAUAGUCAGGUGAUACUCCAAGCUACCGUUACAUGGCAUCACUGCUACAGGCCUGCCAACAAACCUUCACCCCCCCAAUCCCUGGGGAUGACUGUGCUGGUGAUAGCUGCUCAAGCUUAUCCUCCCCUGUCCAGUCCCAUAGAUGGCCAAGAGCAUGGAAUUGUUAAUCAGAAGGUGACCUGAGCUAGGAUUGAAUUCUGCAACACAUUGACUACUUGGAUGGCCUGCCAUAUUCGGGUUUACAAACUGUAAAUAAGCAGGAUCAAUCUAGGCAGCAGUAGUUUAGUACCCUUACAUGUAUUGUAGUAGAAAGAGUAGUUUAGCAAAAUAAGAUUUUAUUUUCCAUUUUCCCUGGUGACUGAAGGAAAUUAUGGAUUUUUACUUUUUUAAUGCGGUUAAUAAUUGUACUGUAGAAGACUACAGUAUCUUACUUCUGUUUUGAGCUGUUUAUUAGCGUGUAGAAGCAGCUUGGAUUUACCUCAUGGGUACAGUAUACUAAAGCAAGUUCUGCUUAAAAGGUGGAACAUUUCCCCAGUUAUUGGAAAGGAGUACAGCAGACCUGUUUGCUUGCCUCUAUACAGGGGGCUUUUUCUACUCCACCACUUUACUUAAUAUCACUAGUUCCAAGUUUACUGAGCUUCUUUGUAGGUUUCAAACCUUUACAGAAAUAUCUGUUGCUUAAGUAAAACUCUUAAGCACACAUUUGUCAUCAUAUUGCCUGGAAAAGAAAUUAAGUAAAGCUGUUUUGUGUUGGCAUUAUUUCUGCUGUUUCGGUCACUUGCAUUCAUGAUCAGCCGUGGAUUUCCUUGCUAAAAAUCACAUGUGCAUGUUUUUGUACUUUGACUAUAACUAAAAAUUUGAGUCUGGAAACAAAUUUGAACAUCUAGCUGAUACUUCCCAACAGCUUUGAUAUGGCCUCUUACAUUUUUUUUUUAUCUUGCUUGUAGACCAGAAAUCUUCAGUGUUUCUUAGUGAUUUCAAGUCAAAAACUGUAUUUUCCCACAGUAUUCAUUUACAAAGUAAUCAAAGGUGUAUUGUGUGUAGUGUCAUAGUUGUUGGGAUGACAACAGUAAGUAAAACAAGUGCCAAAGUUCCAGUCAUUUAUUUGAUAAGUGACCUCUUGUAGAUCUUUUGACCUUCCGUGCAAAAGCAGGUCUUGAAGCAAGACCCAUAUUUUAUAUUUUAUGAUGUUGUAAAGCUAUUGUAAAACUUAAAGUUUGCAUUUUACAUCAGAUUUUUAUUUUGUCUCUGAAAAUGCAGUGGUCAAGUUAUCAUUUUCUGAACUGUUUUGCCUAAGUGUGGAAAUUUGCUUUUACAUUAUAAAAUGAAGGGAGAAGACUUCAGAACAUUUAGUUAACCUCAGACUUCUUAAUAAACUUUUUCAGUGCUG
Molecule: messenger RNA, 7006 nt
Organism: Protopterus annectens (West African lungfish)
Lineage: Eukaryota; Metazoa; Chordata; Ceratodontiformes; Protopteridae
Gene: CNPPD1
Product: cyclin Pas1/PHO80 domain containing 1
Exons: 8
Coding region: 166-1563 (465 amino acids)
Biological process (GO): regulation of cyclin-dependent protein serine/threonine kinase activity
Cellular component (GO): nucleus; cyclin-dependent protein kinase holoenzyme complex
Molecular function (GO): protein kinase binding; cyclin-dependent protein serine/threonine kinase regulator activity
Source: RefSeq, a predicted model, not a curated record